CGGAAGCGGGAUCUAUAUCGGAAGAUAAUUAAAUGCUCGUACGUUUGAUGCUAAAUUCAAUUAUCCAUUUCCAAAGCCCGGCUCGGCCUGACAGCCCGAAUCAACUUGAAAGUGAAGAGCGUGACGCUACCCUCUCCAUUCCCUUUUCCAAUUCCCUUUAGUGCGCGUGCAUCGCGAAGCCAAGGAAACCUAUGUCACGUAUACGUUACUUUGCUGUCAAUCAAACUCCGGAAUAUCUGAUUUGAGUGACAGCACGCCCAACCCUUUCGCCCUCGUCAGUCGAGGUCUAUACUGUCUGCUCCUCGGGACUCGUUUUUCAAAAUAACUUUGGCCAGAGCAGCAGGGAAUAAUGUCGAUAGUGCCGGCCAUUCCCACCAAGCGCUUUGUUAAAUUCUCGAUUAAUUUGUGAAGCUUUUUUUGUGGCAGGCCUUUCAAGUACCAGUACGAUUCUGUAUGUCGAACGCAUGACUAAUUUGUCAUAUAUGAUUAAAAACAUUUAGCUCUGCCGGUGUGCGUUCCUCUGUGGAAAUUAUCUUGACAUUUCUGUUGGCAUGUUGGUGUGGGGGUGUCAGGAUAUGGAGAGUUUAUUCGAUUUCUUUUAUUGAUGAGAUAUCACCGUGUCAGAUGUGUCAGGUCUUUCUCUGUGUCUUUGUUUAAAUAUGCAGUAGAUGAUGUCGAUGGAUAUACACACCCGACGCUGGUUUGGGAGAUGUACACCGACCUGACUCCCCCCAAACAAAAUAAUGGUUUCGACCUGUCAAAACUACCAUGUGAGUUGAGUGUGUUUUCAGCACACUCAGCCAACACAGCCGUCAUGCGGUACGAAGUAUUUCUACACGAGACUCUUCGCCCGGGAAGUUUAGAUUUGUCUACGCACAAAACCAACUCGAGCUGCCAUCGGGUGAUUUAUUUGCCGUGUAAUCUGAGCUUCGAUGCCGAUGUGUAUAUGAGUUUGGUGAACGUCAGUUGUAUCUGGAAGGGCAGGAGUUUCCUACAAUAGAUUAUCACAACGCGUAAACCUACCCCUUGACAUUUAAGAUCACAUUGGGAGAAAAAUAGAGUUUUCUUUACACAAAUGCGACUUGGUGUUACUCCAUCAUUUACAACGGGAAGAGUUCCACCCACUUCAAAUCGCCUUUUAGCGGUUUCUGUUGACGGAUUUACGACCAACAAUAAAACAGCAGACGAUUACUUUUUAUCCCAGGCCGCCAACUGCGCGGAGGAACUAAAUCAUUGUUAACAAGACUGCAAAACGAUGGCACAUCUUUCCAGGACGAUUUAGCAGACGACAGGACUGGAGAAUCCCCGGCCGGGUUGCGGAGCGCGCCAAACCGAGCGCGAAGCGUAAAUCAAAGCUAACGAGGGUAUAAUGCUUGGGCCCUCAAGACACAGUUUCAACGCUGCGUGAGCCACCGCCAGAUAUACUGUUUAUUGAGCUGCAAGGUGGGACUGAGGCAAUUCUCUUGACACCAAGUAUGAGAGCCGGCGUGGAGGCAGCGAGCCUCUCUCUCCUGUUGUGUGGGGGUAUGCUCUUGUCUUACCUGACGCUUACUACGGACACAGAAACGCAGAGAGAGGAAGCCGAUCUUGUGAGGGUAGUGAGAUCUCUAUCAGCGAUUCAACAGAAGAACGAAGCAGUCUUGUCCAGACUAGAGAAGGAAGCAUUGUCUGUUGUGACAAAAAAGUUCCCUUGGUUACCUAAAAACAACACAUUACCAAAUUAUCUUCUGAACAGUGGUUCUCAUACAGACAAUGAUUACAAAUACAGAGAUGCUAAUAUAGCAUUUAUUCACUACCCUAGAGCAGGGGGAUACAGAGUCAUUGAAUGUUUAAGGGAAAUAUCUAUUAAGAAACAUAUCGCAAUGUCACCACUUAUGACGAGUAAAAAUCGACUCCUAUGGGAACGUGGUGAGGACAAUUUGGAGAAAUUCCGCAAUCGGUUAAAAUUUCACUCUGGGAGAUAUGUGUUCGGCGUCUGUGAAAAGGUGAACAGCCCUUGUUCCUACUUUCUUCUUCUACGGGAGCCUAUGCAGCAAGCCAUAUCUAGUUAUGAAUAUUGCAAAGAGACUUAUGAAGACGAAAUAUGCCAGGGGUUUAAUGCCAAUAAAAUGACAUUACGAGAGUGGAUCUUAAGCCAGGGAAGUGUCCUGUUUCGUCAGCUGAUGUUGAAUAUCAACUUUUGUGCCAGUGAUCACACAUUUAACUUCAACUUGACUCUUCCUGAAGGUUUCUUGUUUGACAAGAAAGAUAUGCCUUGUUGGAUGAAACAAAAAAUAUUCCUGGAUAAAUUAUCAUCCACCGAUUUGUCUCAUGCCGUGAACUACAUAAUAAGCCAUUUACAGAGCUGGUUUGCUGUCAUUGGAUUGCUGGAUGACCCACAAGGCUCACUGGAAGUGUUUGAAAAGGUUUAUAAACUGCCCUUCACAAAAUGCAAACAUUUUGAUAGGAAGGAGACAUUAUCUGAGCCUCAUCAUGCCAGUUUUGAUAAUAGUGCCAACAGUGUUUACCAAAGACAGUCGGAUAUUUAUGAUGAAAAUGACCCUUACACAUUAUCAGAUGAUGUGUAUGUGAGAAAGGCUCUAUCAGCUGACUAUCGAAUAUACAAAGCAGCUCUUAAGAUAUAUCAUAUGCAAAAACAAACAUUAUCAAACAGGAUAUGGAGAUGAGUUAUUUCAAGACUAUUAUUGGCUCAGGACAAAGUGCUAAAUAUUCACAUAAUAACUACUAGUUACUAGUUUCUUCACUGUUGAAAGAGUGUUUGUUUGCUUGUAGUUGGGUUACGAUCUGAAGCUAAAAGCACCAAGACCAUUUAUGAAAUCAUUUGACCAUGAUAUGAAGCUAAGGCUAAAAAAAUUAAAUUAUUGUUUUUUUUGGCAAGGAAUUUUAAAACUUAUUUCCAUAUUUGAUGUGUAAGAGUGUGCUACCAAGGUUUUAGAAACUUCCUUGUUAUCAUAUUAAGAAAAUAAUGCUUUCUUUCAGGGUUGUUUUGCAACUGUGGAUGAUGCCUGAUUAACCAACUCAUCUAAAGCCCCAUUCAUAUGGACAAAAUUUACUCAUGUAAGCAAAUUUACUCAAUGAGUAUAUUUACUCAUGUAAGCAAAAGUAUAUUUACAUUGUGUUCACAUGAAGUUUAUGCAAGGCAGAAGUAAACAUCAUUUCAUAAAUAAAUUGUGGACUUUUAUCAUUUGAGGCCAUGUCGCUGUCGAAGAUAGUCAACCAGAGGCGAAAGAGACACUUUCAAUACUUUCUUAGUAUGGGAUUAGUCUUAGGAUUAUGCCAGGAAAGAGAACUGUGGAAAAGAGAAUGUUCUCAACACUGGUGGAACAAUGUUGUCAGACGAUCAUUUGAUGAUAAACUGUGGAUCGAUAACUUUCGCAUGACACGCGAAACAUUUAAUGAACAUGUUAUGUUCUUUGCAAGGAACUACAGUCGUAUUUUCCUGAUUAUCAGUAUCUUGGAUUUAAUAUGCUUACGUAAGCAAAUAGAGAAUCUGUUCACAUGAUCAGAAAUACUCCAGGAGCAUUUAUACUUAUGAGUAAAUAUACUUUUACUAGACCUCAUCAGGUGUAGCAAAUAUACUUUUACUCAUGCCUCCUUACUUCUGGAGUAUAUUAACUCACGUAACCAAAUGCGUUCACAUGCCACCAUAAGUAAAUUUACUUAUGUAAGUAUAUAUACUCACGUAAGUAAAAGUGUCCAUGUGAAUGGGGCUUUAGUUCAUCAAAGUUGUUAUUAAGAGUUUGACUGAUCCAUGGAAAAAUACUGAAGCACUGAUACAGAAAGCUGCAAAUUAGGGCUGGGACGAGUCCAAAUUUACUACCCGGGUACCCACUGUAGGUCUCAAGAGAUGGGUACAAAAUUUCCGAUUGGGCAUUUUUUUACCAUAGUACUGGCAAAACGUUUUUAGAUACAUGUCUUAAACAAUCUGGUCAUAUCUCAAGUUAUAUCUCUAUUCAAAGAUAUGAAAAGUCAGAAGAAAUGGGUGCACAGUCAGAAAGAAAUGCGAACAUUUGUGACUUGUAGUGUAACCAUAGAUACUUUUUGUCAUUAAACAAUUUAUCUGACAAGUCCAGUCCAGGAAGUCCUGUUGGUACCCGGGUCCUACUCAGUACCCACCCAACCCGGGCAGCCGAGUUACCCGUCCCAGCCCUACUGCAAAUGAUAUAUUGUAUGAACAAGUGAAGAAUCGGGUAAGGAAUAAUGUACAUACUGUGAUAAUUUAAAGUUUUUUGUAUUAAACUUGUUACACCUUUCAA
Molecule: messenger RNA, 4256 nt
Organism: Haliotis rufescens (red abalone)
Lineage: Eukaryota; Metazoa; Mollusca; Gastropoda; Lepetellida; Haliotidae
Exons: 3
Coding region: 1476-2666 (396 amino acids)
Source: RefSeq, a predicted model, not a curated record